Molecule: messenger RNA, 201 nt
Organism: Verticillium alfalfae VaMs.102
Lineage: Eukaryota; Fungi; Ascomycota; Sordariomycetes; Glomerellales; Plectosphaerellaceae
Exons: 1
Coding region: 1-201 (66 amino acids)
Source: RefSeq, a predicted model, not a curated record
AUGGCCGUGCCGCCGGCGCCGAGGCCGCACCGGAAGCGCAAGACGCCGGACCGCUGGUGGCGCAUCAGCGACGAGAAGAUCCGCGAGGCCAAGACGGGCGAGGUCCUCGGCAUGCAGAGGGAGGUGUACCUCCUCUUCUACGAGCUCGACAAGGACGAUGACGGCGGCGGUGACGGCGGCGGCGGCGGGGAUGCGUGUUAG